Pygocentrus nattereri (red-bellied piranha) is the source of this 1990-nucleotide messenger RNA. It is a transcript of the gene rad23ab, whose product is annotated as RAD23 homolog A, nucleotide excision repair protein b. The record is from RefSeq and is a predicted model, not a curated record. Gene Ontology annotation, biological process: nucleotide-excision repair; proteasome-mediated ubiquitin-dependent protein catabolic process. Bases 133 to 1662 code for a protein of 509 amino acids. Gene Ontology annotation, molecular function: damaged DNA binding; ubiquitin binding; proteasome binding. The transcript is spliced from 10 exons. Lineage: Eukaryota; Metazoa; Chordata; Actinopteri; Characiformes; Serrasalmidae. Gene Ontology annotation, cellular component: cytosol; nucleoplasm.
AGGCAGAAAGCUGAGUCACAUCUAAAACCAAGAAAUAAAGAGACACACACGGACGCGCGUGAGUGAGUGAGUGUGUGUGUGUGUGUGUGUGAGUGUGUGUACAUGCCAGACAGUCUCUGACCGCCGCUCACCAUGUUGACGAUCACGCUGAAAACUCUCCAGCAGCAGACCUUCAAGAUCCAGAUCGACGAGGAGCUAACGGUACGAGCCCUUAAGGAGCAGAUUGAAGCUGAAAAGGGCAAGGAGGCGUAUCCCAUAGCUGGACAGAAGCUGAUCUAUGCAGGUAAAAUCCUGAACGAUGACGUCCCUCUGAAGGAGUACAAAAUAGAGGAGAAAAACUUUGUGGUGGUCAUGGUUACUAAGCCGAAAGCAGCUGCACCUCCACAGACCCCCGCUGCUGCUCCUGUGGUUGCUAUUCCUCUCCCCGAUCUCUCACCUCAGAUUCUCACCACACCUGCUCCGCCUCCUUCUGCCCCAGCAGCCCCAGCCCCUGCCCCUGCCCCCACAGCCACACCGACCCCAACACCUGCCUCUGUCCCUACAGCCACACCCAUCCCAACACCAGCCCCUGCCCCCAUCCCAGCACCUACACCCACAAACACACCAGCUUCGGCCCCUGUAGAAGCAGCACCAUCAGUAGAACCUCCUGCUCCGGCCACCACAGCGACCCCUGCUGCCCUGGCUGCUCAGGCAGAGCCAGCAGAGACAGUGAGUGCGAAUCUAGAGCCUGCCCCAGCGGAGCAGCCCCAACCAGCCCAGUCGCAAACAGCCCAAGCAGAGGAGCCCCGGACAGCCCAGCCGCAAGCAGUCCCGCCAGAGCCGCCUUCCAUCCCUGCCGCCGCCCUCUCAGCUGCCAGCAUGAUGGAGGAGCUGGGUCUUCUAGAGGAAGCAGCAUCGAUACUGGUGACCGGACAGGCGUAUGAGAAUUUGGUGACGGAGAUCAUGUCCAUGGGAUACGAGAGAGAGCAGGUCAUCGCCGCUUUGAGAGCAAGCUACAACAAUCCUGACCGGGCAGUGGAGUACCUCCUCAUGGGUAUUCCUGCUGAAUUAGAGCAGCCUCCACAGGAAAUAGUACGACCAACCCCAGCGGUCAACCCUGCCCCUGCCUCUGCCCCUGCCUCUUCCCCUGCCCCUGCCUCUGCCCCUGCCUCUGCCCCUGCCCCUGCACCGACUCCUGCCCCUGCCACUACGCCUGCCCCUGCUCCACAAACGGAGAGACCUCAGCCUCCAGCAGCUGCCAUGGGUGCAACGUCUGCGCCCCCACAGCCCCCCGCGUCAGGUAACCCUCUUGAGUUCCUGAGGAACCAGCCGCAGUUCCAGCAGAUGCGUCAGAUCAUCCAGCAAAACCCUGCCCUCCUACCUGCGCUGCUGCAGCAACUGGGCCGAGACAACCCCCAGCUCCUGCAGCAAAUCACGCAGCACCAGGAGCGCUUUGUACAGAUGCUGAACGAGCCGCUGGGCGGAGAAGCCGAGGCAGCUCAGGCGCACGGAGCGCCGCAGACCAGCUACAUCCAGGUCACCCAGCAGGAGAAGGAGGCCAUCGAGAGGUUAAAAGCCCUGGGGUUUCCAGAGGGACUGGUCAUCCAGGCUUAUUUCGCCUGCGAAAAGAACGAGAACCUAGCAGCCAACUUCCUCCUGCAGCAGACCUUCGACGACGAGUGAAUGUGUAAAUCAGGCUCUGGAAUCCUAGAGAGCGACAGAAUGGAAGCACUAGUUUGCGUGUAGCGUGUGUUCGUGCUGGGAGGAGAUUUUCAACGUGACCGAGAGUUUUCUGUGCUGUUUAGCAUGGAGAGAGAAAAGCCAUGAUGUGAAUUUUUCUAAUAUCAGAGAUGUUUUUUUUUCCUGUCUGUAUUAGAUUAGUUCACUCUUGGACAGAAGGCCCGUCUGUCUGCUCUGCUGCUGUUCCUGCCGAGUGUGCCGUAUGAGUUUGCAGGUUUUUAUCUCUGCUGUUUUAAUUUAUUGCAAUUAAAUCCUGCCAAAAGACUCCUCA